GGAAGCGGAAGUUGCCGGCAAGAUGGCGGCUGUUGAAGAGGAGGAGGAAGCGGCCCCUUGCCGCGGCCGGAGGAUGAAGGCGGCGGCGUGGGUCCUUCGCGGGAUGGUCUUGUGCGCCCUGGCGCCGGGUUCAGGGUGGUGUAACUCCGUGGAGAAGAAAAUCUAUAUCCCGCUGAACAGAACAGCCACCUGUGUCCGUCUCCUGAAUGCCACCCAUCAAAUAGGCUGCCAGUCCUCUCUGAAUGGAGAUACCGGAGUAAUUCAUGUAGCAGAGGAGGAGUCGGAUCUGAACUGGGUGCUGUCAGAUGGGCCACAUCCCCCUUACAUGGUACUGCUAGAUACAAAGCUUUUCACAGGAAGAGUGAUGGAGAAGCUGAAGGGCACCUCUCGGAUCGCAGGGCUGGCGGUGGCUCUCUCCAAGACCAGGCCCCCUGAAGGCUUUUCUCCCGGCUUGCAGUGUCCCAAUGAUGGCUUUGGCGUCUACAACAGCAGCUACGGCCCUGAAUACGCCCAUUGCAACAUGACCAAGUGGAAUUAUCUUGGGAACAGCCUCUCCUACCUGGACUUUGGCUUCCCUAUCUUCCUUCUUCAAGAUGAAACUGAAACUGAGGUUAUUAAGCAGUGCUAUCAGAAGUACAACACCCCCCUCAACGGCUCUGACCCCGAAUACCCCCUCUGUGCCAUGCAGCUCUCCUCCCACAUGCACGCGGUGACCAGCACCGUCACUUGCAUGAGACGCAGCACCAUUCAGAGCACCUUCAGCCUCAACCCAGAAGUCGUCUGCGAUCCUCUUGCUGAUUAUAACGUGUGGAGUACGGUGCGGCCGGUCAAUGAUUCGGAGAAGCUGGAUCCUAAAAGUGUCGUCAUUGCUUCCUCUCGAAUUGACAGUCACUCUUUUUUCUGGAACGUGGCCCCCGGGGCCGAGAGCGCAGUCGCUUCCUUUGUCACCCUCUUAGCCGCAGCUGAAGCCAUCCAUAAAAUCUCUGAUGUUCAGUCGCUCCCCAAAAACAUCAUGUUUGUCUUCUUCCAGGGGGAGACCUUUGACUACAUUGGCAGCUCCCGCAUGGUGUACGAUAUGCAGAAUGACAGAUUCCCCAUCAAGCUGGAAAACGUCGAUUCCUUCCUGGAGCUCAGCCAGGUGGCACUCCAGAGUAACGCCUCUCUGUGGAUGCACACCGAUCCUGUCUCUCGGAAGAACCACGAGAUUGAGCAAAGCGUCCAGAGGAUCGUGGAGACCUUGAACAAGAGCAGCAAAAACACCACAGUGGUGAUGAGUGAGAUCGGGGUCACCCAGCCGCUCCCACCAUGCUCAUUCCAGCGAUUCCUGAGGGCCUGGCAGAUUCCCGGGGUAGUCCUGGCGGACCACUAUUCCCAAUUUGAGAACAGGUACUACCAGAGCGUCUACGACACGUCCGAGAACAUCCGGCUGAAGUAUCCCGAGGGGCUGAGCCCAGAGGAGGCCCUGAAUUAUGUGACGGAAACAUCUAAGAGCUUAGCUGCCAUAGCCACCGUGGUGGCCCGCACGCUCUACACACUUGCAGGAGGAAAGGGCGACCCCUUGCCAAUUCAGGCGGAUCCGCUCACGGUCACCCGCAUGCUGUAUGGUUUCCUGAUCCAGUCCAACAACUCCUGGUUCCAGUCCAUCACUAAGCCAGAUUUCAAAGGGCCUCUGGGUGACGAGCCCCUCCAGUACUACAUUGCUGUGUCUAGUCCUGUCAACUCCACCAGUCUGGUUCAGUAUGUCUUGGCCAACCUCACAGGUACCCGCCUUAGAGACAACACCACCAAGGACCAUUGCAAAGCUUCCAAGGAAGAUUUGUAUGACUACAUGUGGGUGCAGGGCUCUCCGUACCCCAAUUCCACCUCUCCCCGCAAGCCGUUCUGCGUCAGGUCGACUGUCCGCCGCACGCCGGCGUCCUCCCCGGCUUUUGAGCUCAAACAGUGGGGAUCCACCGAGUUUUCCACGUGGACUGAGAGUCGCUGGAAAGAGCUUCAUGGCCGGAUCUUCCUGGUCGCCAGCAGGGAGCUUGAGAUCAUCACCCUGGUUGUGGGCAUCAUUAUCCUCAUUGUCUCGUUCGUUGCCACCUACUUCAUCAACGCCAAAGCCCGCGUGCUGUUUUCCACGUCGGGGGACUCUGAAACGGUGGCUUAUUGAGAAUGGGCUUUGGUAACUCUAGCACUAAGAACCAGGCAAGAAAGAAAGCGAAUGAAUUUGGCACUGCUGGACCCUUUCCUUGAUUACUCUGGAGCGUGGACCUGAAAGGAACGUGUUGAUCGCCCCCCACCCCCACCCCCCGUUGAGAGGAGCGUUGCGUGUGUACCGAAAGGCAGUGCUGGCGUGCACGGAUGGAUUUGGGAGGAGGGCCUGGUCGGGUCUCUCGGACCCUCCUUUUUCACAGCAGCCCAGAUCAAAUGAGGCGCGUAGCACGUGGGUCUUGGCACACUCUUGUGAGCGGUUAAGCAUUGGCUACCAAGAAGACUUUCUGCAGAGCAUUUGUGGAUCUUCAAUCUUUUAGUUCUUUUUUUUUUUUUUUUUUUUGAAGAUCCAGAUGAAUUGCUAGAAUCUUUUGAUUUACGUACAUCAAGGUGAAAAAACAAGGGAUGCAGCAAAGUUGGAAAGGGGAAAUGGGUGUAAACUAUCCUUUUUUUUAAAAAAAUGGGUUCUUUUUUUGUACAUAUGAUAUAAAUAGCUUGUUUUAAUUAAAAACAACUGGCCCCCUUACUUACAGAUUAAAUUUGUUGAUCCCA
Molecule: messenger RNA, 2748 nt
Organism: Python bivittatus (Burmese python)
Lineage: Eukaryota; Metazoa; Chordata; Lepidosauria; Squamata; Pythonidae
Gene: NCSTN
Product: nicastrin
Biological process (GO): Notch receptor processing; protein processing
Cellular component (GO): plasma membrane
Source: RefSeq, a predicted model, not a curated record